AUGGAUUCUAUCUGGGUCAUUGUGGAUCGGUUGACUAAGUCCGCGCACUUCUUGGCAGUGAACAAGCACGAUAAGGCGAAUGCCUUAGCCAAGUUGUAUGUGGAUGAGAUCGUCAAGCUGCACGGUGUGUCGGCGAGUAUUGUGUCAGAUCUGGACUCGUGGUUCACGUCGGCAUUUUGGAGGGCUUUGAAGAAACGGUUCGGGAGUAAGGUCCAUAUCAGUACGACUUACCAUCCUCAGACCGAUGUUGCCUCUGCCUUAGGAGAUCGUGAUUUGGUUAUAUGCCCGUGCAUUGAUUGUCGAAACGUAGACUGUCAUUCUAAAAAUGAUGUAGUGGAUCACUUGGUCACAAGAGGAAUGGAUGAGACGUACAAGCUAAGGACUGAUUGGUAUCAUCAUGGGGAAGUAAGGAAGGAAAGAGGACGUACAAACUGUGGGUCUGACAAAGCAAGGAAAGUGAUUAGAGAGUGGAACGAGGAGAUUGUAGGGUUGUAUCAAGCUGCCGAAUACUUGGAUGAAGAGUUAGCUAACAAGACUGACUUAUGCGAUGUUGCUGAAGGUUUAGACAAGAGAGAAGACGAGUUUCUAGCUAAACUUGCUGAUGCCGAAACGCCAUUGUAUCCAAGUUGUGCCAGCCAUAGCAAGCUAUCAGAAAUUGUAUCGUUGUUUACGCUGAAGGCUCAGAAUGGGUGGUCGGACAAGAGCUUCAACGAGCUGUUAGAGACACUGCCGAGAAUGUUGCCGGAGGAUAAUGUGCGUCACACCUCGUUGUAUGACGUGAAGAAGUUCCUCAAGUCUUUCCAUAUGGGGUACGAGAAGAUCCAUGCCUGUGUUAAUGAUUGUUUUCUUUUCAGAAAGGGGUUGAAGAAGUUAGACAACUGUCCCAAGUGCAAGACAUCAAGAUGGAAGACUAACUUCCAAACCGGUGAACUUAAAAAAGGUGUCCCUCAGAAAGUUUUGAGGUACUUUCCCAUCAUUCCAAGGCUGAAGAGGAUGUUUAGGUCAGAGCAAACUGCUAAAGAGCUACGGUGGCAUUUGACUAACAAAAGUAAUGAUGGAAAGCUGCGUCAUCCCGUCGACUCCGUAACAUGGGACCAGAUGAAUUCCAAGUACCCGUUGUUUGCCGCAGAAUCAAGGAACAUUCAGCUAGGUCUCUCCGCCGACGGUUUCAAUCCAUUCAGCAUGAAAAAUACAAUGUAUUCUUGUUGGCCUGUAUUGUUGGUGAAUUAUAAUAUGGCUCCAGACUUGUGUAUGAAGAAGGAGAAUAUCAUGCUUUCCUUGUUGAUUCUUGGACCGUAUCAACCUGGCAACAGUAUAGAUGUGUACCUGGAGCCACUGAUCGAUGACCUCCAACAGUUGUGGGACAUUGGAGAGCAAACGUAUGAUGCAUUCAGUAAAACCACAUUUACAAUGAAGGCAAUGCUAUUGUGGGCUAUUAGUGACCUACCUGCAUAUGGAAAUCUGGCUGGCUGCAGAGUAAAAGGAAAGAUGGGAUGUCCAUUAUGUGGAAAGCAUACUGAUAGUUUUUGGUUACCUAAUAGCAGGAAGCAUGUUUACAUGUGUCAUAGAAAGGGAUUAUUACCCACGCAUAGUUACCGUGGGAAGAAGGCAUGGUUCGAUGGAAAAGUUGAAUAUGGAAGGAAGGGUAGGAUUCUAACGGGUCAUAACAUAUCUGUGUUGCUGAAGAAUUACAAAAACGAGUUUGGAAAUGUUAGACAAGCUGAACUCCCGGUCAGACAUAACUUAGACGUUAUGCACGUAGAAAGAAAUGUUGCAGCGAGCAUCAUUUCCACCUUGCUGCAUUGUGGAAAUUCAAAAGACGGUCUUAAUGCUCGUAAAGAUCUACAAGUCCUUGGUAUUAGGAAAGAGUUGCAUCCUAAAGCCAGAGGCAAACGAACUUACUUACCUGCAGCACCGUGGACUUUGUCAAAGGAAGAGAAGAGAUUAUUCUGCAAGCGUCUACAUGAGUUCAAAGGACCGGAUGGUUAUUGCUCCAAUAUAUCCAGGGAGAAAAUAUUAGGAAUGGAAAACGAAAUCGUUGAGACUAUUUGUAUGUUUGAGAGAUUUUUCCCACCUAGUUUCUUUGAUAUAAUGGUUCACUUGUGUAUACAUCUUGGGAGGGAAGCUAGAUUAGGUGGACCUGUGCACUUUCGAUGGAUGUAUCCUUUCGAGAGACACAUGAAACUUUUGAAAGAUUACGUCAGGAAUCCUGCAAGACCGGAAGGAUGUAUUGUUGAAUCAUAUCUAGCAGAGGAAUGUAUGCAGUUCUGCAGAGAUUUCUUGAGGAAGACCACAAGUGUCGAAGAUAGACAAGAACGAAAUACUGAAUACGAAAGCACUUCUAUACUCGAAGGGCGGCCUAUUUCUGCUGGGAGGUCUAUCACACUUUCUGAAGUGGAAAAGAAAACAGCACACCUAGCUGUCAUUCAGAAUACCGCACUGAUACCACUUGACUCUACGGAACAUGAUGACACACUUAAGUGGAUUUCAUAUGGUCCACGUAAUAUGGCUAGAUCAUACACUGGUUACGUUGUUAAUGGUCUGCGGUUUCACACAACAUCAGUUCAGAGACAAACGCAAAACAGUGGAGUAUAUUAUGAAGCAACUGCAAUGUGUCGAGCCAGUGCAAGAUACACUUCCCAAAUCAUGGAUUUGGUUUCUUAUUAUGGCAGAGUGGUGGACAUUAUCUUAUUAGACUACAACGUAUUCUACAUACCUCUAUUCCGAUGUCAAUGGGCGGUCAGAGGCAACGGUGUGAAGGUGGACGAAGGUUUUACGUUGGUCAACUUGAACCAAAGUCAAGUCUCUUUUGCAAGUCAAGUCUCGUUCGCAAGGGAUCCAUUCAUUCUGGCAUCCCUCUUCGACGUCCACAAAUCCCAAAGAAGAUCUCCUUUCUCAGCUACUUGGGCCUGA
Molecule: messenger RNA, 2913 nt
Organism: Eutrema salsugineum
Lineage: Eukaryota; Viridiplantae; Streptophyta; Magnoliopsida; Brassicales; Brassicaceae
Exons: 6
Coding region: 1-2913 (970 amino acids)
Molecular function (GO): nucleic acid binding
Source: RefSeq, a predicted model, not a curated record